Messenger RNA from Fusarium vanettenii 77-13-4, 1524 nucleotides. RefSeq lists its product as uncharacterized. The transcript is spliced from 5 exons. Gene Ontology annotation, molecular function: metal ion binding. The record is from RefSeq and is a predicted model, not a curated record. NCBI's taxonomy places the organism in Eukaryota, Fungi, Ascomycota, Sordariomycetes, Hypocreales, Nectriaceae. The coding region runs from base 1 to 1524 and encodes 507 amino acids.
AUGGCAUCAACAUUGUCUAUGCCGGCAGCCUCUGCCUUUAUAUCUACAGGCCUCGCGCUGCUACUUGCGCCAGUUCAGACUGCAAAUCUUGCCCUGGGCUUCAUGGGCUUUGAAGCCGGCGUCAGUGGAGGUCUGCGGCUCUUCUUAUCCCAAAACUGCUCGUUUGCUGCCUUGAUUCACAGCGGGAUUGGCAAUGUAGCAGCUGGGAGCCCGUUUGCCAUUCUUCAGAGCGCUGGGGCUGGUGGUUACGGCAUGGCUAUAGAUCCACGCAUUCACCUCCGCUUCACCAUUCUUUUCUUCCUCCCCCUCUUUCUCUUCCCUCCAAAACUCGACUCGCCCAUCUUCGAGAAUCGCCCAAAUUAUCUCAACUUGAUCAUGGCAGUCCCGAUUCUGAACUCUGGAGGCGAUAAUCAUGGAGAUGAUGAUCCCCAGAACCAUCGCUCUGACAAUUCCGACCCUUACCAGAUACCUCUAGAUGAUCCGAUCUGGGGCGUCAGAGCAACGAGAACUCUAACCUUGUCUGGUAUUAUGGCCACAUUUCUUGCUGCUGGGGGCUAUACCGUCAUUCCACCCAGCGAGCCAUCAUCAUCACAUCAACCUCGCAAUCUUGCCCCUGCUGCACAUCCAGAGGAACGACUUGCUCCUCUGCAGGGUCCCCGUCGCUCCCCAUUGAAUUCUAUGCAAGGAGUCUCAGAGCAUCCUGCAGAAAAUGGUCCACAACCAGAUGUGGCCCCCCUCGAUGAGGUGCAAGCCAGCGUCGCUGAGGCGAGCAACGGCGAGACCAGCAAGACUAAGAGAAAGUCUAAGAAGAAGAAGUGGGAGAAAAAUAAGAAGCAGGAGAAGAAAAAGAAGCAGGAGCAGGAGCAAAAUGUCUGCCGUCUCUUUCAAGAAUCUGGACAGUGUCGCUACGGAGACAACUGCAAGUACUCUCACCAGCUCCCCAACACUCUGCCUCUGCCCGACGGCACGGUCGACCCGGAUCUCCCUGAGAAAGAAGAUGGUUCCUCCAAGAAAGAAUAUGACUCUCCGAUUGAUCUUUUCUUCGCAAAGUACCCCAAAUUCGACUACAUGCGGGACAAGCCCCUGUGGAACGAGUUUCAUCGCAUGGUUGAACACUUCAAGUGGCAGGGCGCCGAGAGAGGCCAUUUCAAGAGCGAAUUUCGCGACGCCUUGGUGGAGGAGUUCAACUACGUCUAUGGCACGGAUGAGGGCAGCCUGGAGAGCUGGGAUAAACUGUGCCAAGCAAUGGGACUGUCUGCUCCAAAGACGCUGAAGGAGGCUCACAAGAUUGUUCGGGGAGCUCACGUCAACCUCGUUGCCCUCGUUCAGAGUCCCAGAACUGGGGAACCCGUCGAGGUGUUCAAGAGCAUGCAGGAUUUGAGACAAUUCACGGCAAAGACCAAAUGGACUUUCCCCCAAGAGCAUGAUCAAGCAGGCGGCUUGCUCAACAUGCUAAUCCGCAAGAUGAGUGUCCCGUCCCAUGGCCGCGGAUCUCGAGGCAAGAAGAAGGUCGUGGCCGAGUAA